AUGGGAGCUCCCUGGGAGCUCCUGGAUGCAGAGGCCUUUCCGCAGAGGAUAUUCCGCGCCCGUAACCGGAUUUGGGGAUUUGCGCGGGAUGGGAAUGGAGGCAGAAAUCAGCUCCUGGAACUGAAUCCCUGUCCAGGAGCUGUGGCUGCCCAGCUCACACACGGGCUCGGAGUGUCCCCAGCCGAGGACAGGAGGUUGUGCCUCGAUGGAACCCCCUGGAUUUGGCACCUGCUGCAGGAGCGUGUGGAGAGCCCGGGAGUUCUGGAGCUCCUUCCCACUGUCUGCUUCCUCUUGGCUGCUCUGCCCCAAAUUCACGUUUCCUGCCAGAAUUGAAGAGUGGAUCAAGCACCGUCCUGGGGCUUCCUGCUGGGCUGGGCUGCUGGAGAUCUCAGCUUCAUAGGCUGCUAUUCAACAAAUCAGCUGCCAAUCCAGAUUGUCACUGCUGUUUUUUAUGUUAACAUGGAUCUAAUUAUGAUUUCACAAUUUUUCUGCUAUAAGCUCAAGAAUCAGAAGGUGACAAAAUGCAGCCACAACCUGAGGAAUUUCUGCAUCUCCAUUUGUGGAGCUCUGGGUGUCACUGCCCUCUGUCAGCUGGGGCUGAGGAACCAGGAGCAGAGCACAGCAAUCCCAAGGAAUAAUAACUCCCUUGGUGUGGUUGAACUGUCAGGCCUCGUUUGUGGCUCCAAAUCCUGUGGGUUUUACCUGGGCAGCAGAUUCCCUCAGCUCUACAAAAACCUGAGAAGAAGGGCCACAGAAGGCACCUUUUACCUGCUCUUUGCCUUGGCCAUGAUGGGAAACUGAACCUAUGGGCUGAGCCUUGUCUUAAAGAUGCCAAAAACCAAAUCCUCCAGGGGCCUCUACUUUGUUCACCACCUUCCUUGGCUCAUUGGCAGCUUUGGAGUCUUGUUUCUUGAUGUUUUUGUGUCCUUUUCCUGUUACAACAGAGAUUCUCAGGAUUGGCUUGUUCAUAAGUGGAUCAGAAAUGAAAUGGAUUUUUUUUGA
This is a messenger RNA of Pipra filicauda (Wire-tailed manakin), 1002 nucleotides long. RefSeq names its product solute carrier family 66 member 1 like (gene SLC66A1L). The record is from RefSeq and is a predicted model, not a curated record. NCBI's taxonomy places the organism in Eukaryota, Metazoa, Chordata, Aves, Passeriformes, Pipridae.